This is a messenger RNA of Lagopus leucura (white-tailed ptarmigan), 1232 nucleotides long. Its product is annotated as GTPase IMAP family member 7-like. Gene Ontology annotation, molecular function: GTP binding. The transcript has a single exon. Lineage: Eukaryota; Metazoa; Chordata; Aves; Galliformes; Phasianidae. The record is from RefSeq and is a predicted model, not a curated record. The annotation marks the transcript as partial.
GUAACCCAGGAGUGCGAGAAAGCUGAAGGCCUCUUUGCUGGAAGACCGAUUGUUGUUGUCGACACUCCUGGCCUUUUUGACACUAAGGAAGUGCUUAGAACAACAGCUGAAAAAAUUCAGAAUGCCUUUCAGUUUGCCUCUGCAGGGUUCCAUGCCAUCAUCCUGGUGAUGAUAAUGGGCCGAAUCACUAAGGAAGAGCAGGAAGUGGCUGAGUGGGUGACCACGAUAUUCAGUAAAGAAAGAAGGAGGUAAACAAUCCUGUUAUUCACCCGAGCAGAAGAGCUGGAGCAUCCAGGAGACCUGAAGGGUUUCAUAGAAAAGAGCCCACGCCUGAAGGGUUUGGCAGCCAAGUGUGGAAAUCGGUGCAUUGGUUUCAGCAACAGAGCAACUGGGGAGGCGAGGGAUCAGCAGGUAGCAGAGCUCAUCAGCAUGAUUGAUGCCAUGGUAGAGCAGAACGGCGCUGCUCCACGAUAUACACGGCAAAUGCUGCUGAAGGAUUUAUCCAAUGUUCUUGGGAACUCUUGUGCUAUUCUCUAAGUUCAGGCAGGACACAUCUUCUCCUCUGCGCCAUUCCUGCUGCCUGGCGCGCCGAUGCCGGAGGUGCUGAGUGGUGACGGGCUGUGUGGGACCAGCAGGGCACGGGGGCUCCAACAACUCCACUGCGAGGAGCCUUACCUGCAGAAGCUGGAAGCUGUGAGGCCUGUGGGCCCUCGCUGUGCAGAGGCACCGUGGAACACAGCUGAUCUGCACUUCCUCUCAUGGCUGAUAAAGACGACCAGCAGAGACCCUUGUGCAAAGCUCCCAAAUCUCCUAGACUCACUUGGGCUGCCAUCCUCAGGGCUGCGCUGGGUGCAGGAGUGGUGAAAUACACCUGCCUCCAAAUCUCUCUCCUUUUUCCUCUCCAUUUUCUUUUAUUUGCUUUCCCUCAAAGUAGUUGGUAAGGAAGCAGUGCCUCACCAACACCCUUGUGCAUGAUGCUUACUAAGCACUGUUAGAAAGCUGCCUCAUUUGGCCUCAAACUAGUUGAUUAGUUGUUGACAGAAAGCUCAAUAAAUUGCAGUUUCUCUUCAAAUCAAGAGCAGAGGAUCUCUCUGGCUGCAAUAGUGGGAAAAAGAAAGACAUAAUGAACAGAAGGCCUUGAAAAUGAGUGAUGCAGCUCGGCAGCAACGUGUGCCAGACAUAAGCACACACGAGGUGCCUGGUUUGUGCCGGUGACCAAGGGGUUGUAAAGG